Penicillium alfredii is the source of this 771-nucleotide messenger RNA. RefSeq lists its product as uncharacterized. The coding region runs from base 1 to 771 and encodes 256 amino acids. NCBI's taxonomy places the organism in Eukaryota, Fungi, Ascomycota, Eurotiomycetes, Eurotiales, Aspergillaceae. The transcript has a single exon. The record is from RefSeq and is a predicted model, not a curated record.
AUGAAUAUGAAUGAGCUUGUGCGUUUAGGGACACGGCCUCGAUCAAAGCUCCCGUCUCUAGAUGGUACGUUCACGACGGCAUCUUUAUACAUUGAGGCCCUAGCACAGCUCAAUAUCCAACAUUUACUCUACCAGAGGAAUGAUGCGGUCCAAUCUGCAGAUGACUGUCGCCGGAAGUUUGUGGCUAGACAGCUGUUUCACAAGCUUGCUAGAGACAAGAAAUUGUCUCUUCUAUCUAAUGAGCAUGGUCCAUUCAAGCUGUGGUGCGACGACUUCCGGCCAGUUAAUGCUCUUCUCAAUGAAUACCUACAUAUUGCCGGUGUGGUGGAUUGGGAGUUCACCUAUGCUGCACCAGUGGAGUUCCCACACGCGCCGCCCUGGUGGCUUUUUAUCGAGAAACCCGAGUUCUGGUCUGCGGGGAUCGAAGACUGGACCCGAGUAUUCGAUCGUCGCCUCAAGACAUUCCUCACUGCAAUGAGACAUUGUGAAGAUAUAGCCGCUCAGCAAGGCCCACCCCGGCUCUCGGAUCAGAUGCAGCAGAGCUGGGAGAGUGGAGAUUUCUGGGUGGCGUAUGCAAUUCUGCACAGCUUUGCGUUUGACUCGAUCUAUUGGCAGAAGAUUGACCGGCGGUUUUUCGGGCAAACGGAGACGGACGAUCCUAGCGAGGCAUGGAAAGAGCGAUUGGUCUUGUUGAAUGACACCCAAAGGAGUGAGAUGGAACAGCUGGUGGUGAGGAAGCUUGGAGAGGUGGGAUCCGGACGAGUAUACUGA